AUGCAUGACAGCGUAUACAUUCAAAAUUGUUUAGCCACCGAAAAACGAGCAGAACAGCAGAGCCUUUUAAGAUCCGUUGAUUUCUGUAAAUUCAUUUUCACCCCCACUGGCUCUGGACCUACCAUUCCCUACAUCCCGCUCGUCUACUUGAUAAUGCCAUGUCGUCGUGGGCCGAAGCCUCAGACUACUGCAGAACAGGAAGAAAAGCCAUGUCGUCGAGGGCCGAAGCCUUGGACUACUGCAGAACAGGAAGAAUUCCUGUUAAGCAAACUUAGCAAACGAAAGUAUACACGGUAUUCUUUCAUGUCACAUGAGCGCAACAAAGGUCAUAUGGGUGUCCCUUUGGAGGGAGACCUCACAACAGCCCAGGCAGAAGUACUGACUGAUGCCAAGGAACAUCAUAAAGAACAGCUCAAAGUAUGGUAUAGAUGGCAGACUAAUGUUGCAUGUCUUGCGCGAGCAGGGGGAUCGAAAGGGAUGCUUGAUGUGAGUGCAACUCUGAGUGGAGGAGAUGAGGUAUCAGGACGAGCGCCACAAGAAGUAGAAGUAUACUCACAGAUUUUCUACGAUGAGCACGUGAAGGGUGAAGCAGAUGCAGCAAUCAAGGCUGAGGGUAUCAUGACAUGUGGCCGAAAGCUUGCAAAACGAAAGGACCUCACUCGCACUAGAUAUGCUGUUGAAGACGAUGGCAUAAAAGCUGAGGUCCAAGCAAGGCACCAAGAAGCCCUUGAAAUCUGGAAAAAAAAAUGUGAACUAGCCAAAGCUGGUUGUGUGCAAGAAGUUGAACAAGAGGAGAAGAUUAGAGCCUUCAGUGAACUUGGAGCACAUCUUGAUCACAUCUUCCGCCACCUGUCCCAUAAGACGGGUGGACUUAAGUUCACCUGUAUUGCAGGAGGACGACACCCAACAACGGGAGAAAUCAUCGUUCUUGACUACCAUCUUGGGGAGACAGAGAUGGGGGUUGAAUUUUCGGGCCAAUAUGCUGGGUUUGGCGAAGUUCAGACAGCCUAUGCAGAUUUUAUCAAAUUGGCAAUGGCACACGAUGACAAGAUGCUAGCGCUAGCACUGGAUCCCGGUACCACUUCAGAUGAGGUGCCCAACAAGUCAGAGGAGAUUUUUUGGGAGGGUAGCAGCGAGGAAAAGGCUGUUGAGGAGGAUAUGGGGGAUAUUGAGCUGGGGAUGAACAGCCUUUAUCAGUUCAAUGUGCCGGACGACCAAGAGUUUACUGUCAAAUCAACACCUUCAGGCGCUAGGACCACCACUAUGGGAGCACCAAUUGUCCCUCUCACUUCUGACCAGCUCGACAUCUCCAACUUCGACAUGACUCAGACUGUUGACAAUAUCUUCGCAAGCCUGCUGCUGGGGCCCUAUGACCCAUUCACUAUGACCAAUACCCCACCUUGUCUUGAAGAUCUUGACUUUAGCUUCAUGUAUGACUCCUCCGACUUGUCUAGUUAUCAAAAUUCCCCGCUCGUAUUCCAUGUCUAUUUUCGGGUAAUACAGCCAUGCCUAGUAGCAUACCGAGUAACACACCGCUCUCGCAUUUCAAUCACUUACCUGCCUACUACACCUCCCGGCGCAAGCACCUCUGGCAUCAACAUGGCAGAUCCCAACUUACCUAACCUUCUUACUGGUGUAAUAACCGGUCUUGAAGAGCUCAAGGAAGGUCCACAUCAAACUUCACAACCGCUGACAUAUUUUAAUCACUUACUGCCUACUACACCUCCUGGCACAAGCACCUCUGGCAUCAACAUGGCAGAUCCCAACAUAUCUAACCUUCUUACUGGUGUAAUCACCGGUCAGGAAGAGCUCAAGGAAGGCGCACAUGUACGCCUGCCCAUCUCUGUUGAUAAAGAAAACAACAAGCGACAGAAGGCUGAUGCCGCUGGUGCAGGCCUGCAAUCCAGAAAUUGUUCACUGGACUUCUAUGACAGGAAACAGAAGCACGUUUGA
Suillus subalutaceus is the source of this 1953-nucleotide messenger RNA. RefSeq lists its product as uncharacterized. Bases 1 to 1953 code for a protein of 650 amino acids. NCBI's taxonomy places the organism in Eukaryota, Fungi, Basidiomycota, Agaricomycetes, Boletales, Suillaceae. The record is from RefSeq and is a predicted model, not a curated record. The transcript has 12 exons.